AUAUCAAACUUCUUAUAAUUAUGAUUUAUUUCUCUAACAAUAGUAAUAAUGAUCAUUCCAUAGUGGAAAAUUUUAGAAAUAUGAGAACAUUUAUGAGAUUUAUCUAUUACACUUGGAACUAAUUAAAACAUGCCUGAAAGUCAAAUGCAUCCAGCAUUUUACGCUUCACGUAGACAGUUAUGGGCCACCUUAUCAACGAAUAAAGUAUCAUGUUUUUGGCGAUUUAUACAAAAUAUUGGCAUAGGUUCCAAUUGUACAUCAUUAGGUAAUGUUUGGUAUGUAGUCUUUACUACAUCAAGUAUUGCAUGGCUCUUAGUACGAGCUAUAUGGAGAUAUAAAGAUUUUAAAGCUCAAGCAUAUAAUCCACGCUUUGGAAAUAAUUGGGAUGAGAAUAAUACACUAUACUUCCAAUUGGGUUCAAUAAUUUGUAGUCUAUGCUUAUCACCUUUAUUAAUAUAUUCUGCUUUAUGUCGAGUUGGUCAUUCAGCGAAUGAUUCCGUUAUUCUUGGUAAAGAUAUUCUACACUUACAAAAUUUACUAUUAUCCUUUCCUGCUUUACAAAAAUUCACUACAGCGUAUUCUUCAAAUGUCUAUGGAAAUACAUCUAAUCGUUACAAUAAUAAUAAUAAUAAUAGUACUACAAUUCCUAAUGGUAGUGCUGGUGUCAACGGAGUUACACGUCCACGUGAACAUUCAUCAUUUGAAGAGGAGACAUUAGAUCCAUUCAUCUUAAAACGUCGUGGUGAAGAUUUUUAUGAACAAUUAUCAAGUCAUUUUAGACCAUUUUCCUCUAUACUAUAUGUACUUAUUACUUACUUGUUUCUCUUGCCUAUAUGUAUUAUGGAAGCUGAACAGAUCAAAAAUGAAGCUAUCGAUCCACGCUAUGUAUUUCACUCAAACGUUGACAGAUUAUUCGGUCAGUCUGCAGCUGAAAAGUAUACAGCAUAUUACACACAACACCUCGGUAUUAAAAUUAAUCAAGAAAUUAACGGAUUACUGACUAGUGAUGUCAAGUCAGUUUAUGAGAAUGAACGACCAUUUCCAAGUCAUAUUUAUCCAUCUAUUCCAUCUGAAAUCAGUGUUGAAUACAUCUGUUUCAUAAUUAGUUUAUUUAUGCUAACUAUACAAUAUGCAGCACCAUUUUAUUUUACAAGUCGUAUCUUUUGUUUACUAUUCUCUAUGUAUAUAGCACUGACAAGUGUUUUCUUACUAAUAGAUGUUGAAACAAUAUCAAUAUUUUAUAAACUGUAUUACGUUGGUGUACGUGAUCCUGGAGGAUCAAUUGUAAUACAAAUUGAUUCUGAUCAAAGAUACAUAUCACCAUGGUAUUGUGUCAUUUUGAGUGCAGCUGGUUUGCCAGCAAUAAUUAUUUGUCUUAUGGCUAUUUAUGCUUACGGUGAAGCGAAAUUUAAAGAAGCAGUAACUAAUUAUGCUCAACUGUUAAUUUCUGGAGAAAUCCCGUCAAUAAAUAAAAAUAAUCGAAUGACUUCAAAUAAAACAACCGACUAUGAUACAGCCAAUAAUAAUAAUCCUGACUCUAUUGGUACAAUUGAAACAAUGGUUGGUGAACCAACUGGCAUGGAACCACCUUAUCAAGAUGCUAUUGUAAAUCUUCCUAUCACACUUGCAGUGACAACAAAACUUUGGCGACCGCCUCCAUCAAGUCGAAGAAAUGGUCAAACCGUUAAGCGAUCUAAUACUCCUCUUCCGGGCAGUCAGUCUCAGAAUAACAUUAGUGAAAUGUCAACCUCAUUAAAACGUAAUCGUGGAAUCCCACUUUCAACAAGUACAGAACUAACUAACUCUAUUCAUACGCUAAAUGAAACAAAUAAUUCUUCAACAAAAUCACCUCUACCAAGAUGGUCACGCAUAGGAUUGAGUAUUGUGGCAACUGUAACGUUUGUUUGGCUCUUAAUUAUUCGUAUUUGUUUAAUGAGUUCAAUCCUUAAAUGUUACUGGAAAACAGGCCUUGAAAUCGCUUUGACGGAUACUAUACUUUCAGUGCUGUAUUUGAUAUGUUGGCUUAUUCUAUGGUUUGGUUUAAGUGUUAAGACUGCCUGGCGGUUUCGUUUACUGCAUACAAGUAAUUACAUUGGUGUCAAUGGAAGCAAAGAUUGUUGCCUGCAAAAAGAUAUAUUUCCUAAUGAAUGUGAUAAUCAAGGAUUUGGUGCUUCAUCACUUCAUCCGACUAUGCAUAUGAAUAUAAACGGCGCCUAUCCAAAUUUAUGGCCAUAUGUCUCUUAUCCACCAUGGAUUACUUCUGGUACAAUGAUUACUGCAGGUUUACCUGUCGGCACCAAUGGUGAUGUCCAACAUGUGAACAAUCAAGUUAAUGGCUUGACAGUCGGUGGAGGUAGUGCAGGUGAUUCUCUUUAUGGAUGUUUUCCCGAUCUUACUAAUCAAGUACAAAAUCAAUCAGUUGAUGCGCCGAAUCAGUAUCAUCCUCAUUCGCGUUGUAUUUCUUUACCAUCUGGGCCACCGACUUUAUCUGAAGAGUCAGAUACUACGACAAAUCAACCAGAUCGUAAUGAGUGUAACAAUAGUAGCAAGUAUUUCAGACCAGUUGCAACACCCAGUCUAGGUGGGUCAACUUAUCUAAAUGAAAACCAAGGUACAAUCGCAGAAGUACACCAGCCGUAUACACCAUCACAAAUGAAUCUACCACGGAGUAGAACAACUCAGGAAAUUUCAUUCUGUGAUGCUUAUGAACAGUUUGCAGGACAAAAUUCUAGUCGGAGUAGAGGAACUAAUGUCAAUUCUUCUGUUAUGAAUAAUCAGAGACAUGGAAUAUCACCAAUGGUGCCUGAACCAACUUAUGCUACUUUGGCAAAUUUAUCCAGACCAUCAGCGCAAAAUACUGCUUUCAGACCGAACUCUGUAACACCUUUAGAUUCACAUAACAGGGAUAAAACAUCGCCAACAAAUAUCUCUCGUAAUGUAUCAUAUCGUCGUCCAUGUACCCGAGUUACAUUUCAAGAUAUUGAUAAUAAUUUUUCUGGUUCAAGAAUUAUCAUCAAUGAUGGAGCGACAGGUAGUAGUGACAGUGGUGUAUGUACCAAUGGACAUGGUUCAAGUAUUCAACAGGGUGGUAAUCAUUUAGAGAAACAACAUCAAAAAGGUAAAAUAAAACCAGAAUUAUUUAAUAUGUUUGAAACAAAUAUUUAUCAAAAAUCAGUUGGACAAAGUGGUUUCGAUAGAAAUUAUUCAGUACAUAUGAAAGAUGCUAACUUACUGAACAAUAAUAAUAAUAACAAUAACAUUACUCAUGCCGAUAAUGAUGUAGAAAUGUCCACUGAUAUGACGAGUUUUGCCAUAAAACUUAAUCAACUUAAACCAGAUGAAUGCAUUUCAUAUAUGAAUCAUCAUGAAACUGGUGACAAUCUACAAAGACAUACCCGUCAAUCUCAUCACAAUGAUCCCGAUGAUCGUUUAUGCAGUCAAGUUUAAUUUAUAUUUUCAUUAGAAAAACAAUAUUCUCAACGUUACGGCAGUGCAGGCCAUAAUUCUUGAAGAAUAUUGAUUCAUAUCUCCACAAGAAAUUUAGGUGUACAUUCUUAGAUAUCACACAACACAUUUGAUUCUCAUUUUGUACAAAUUACACCACGUGAUAUAUGUCUGUGUAAGUGAAUGUCUUACUUUGUUAUGUUUUGUUGUUGUUGUAAAACACAGUAUUCCUCUUUACUUCAUCGACCUCAAUUCCUUUCAUACGUACACAUUCAAUGAACAGUGUAGACACCAGUAAUGAAAAAAAAUACCUUGUGAAUAAUGAUGUUAUCGAAACCAGUCCAUUAAGGAGCAUUUGAAGGGACCUUACAUAUAUGCAACAAAUAUAUAUAUAUAAAUGUUUGUUGUGAUGAUCCAUUCAAGAUUUGGUAACAGUACAUUUAGUGUUGUAUCUUAAAUCUGAACCAAGAUUAUAUGAAAAACAAUGAUUUAUCUUCUUCUUUUCAAUGUCUCGAAGUGUUACGAUCUUUUAUCCUUUAUAUCAUAUAAUGCUUACUUAGGUGUAUGUAUGAAUGCGUGUUGUCUUCUGUCUCAUAUCAAACACUGUACAUAUUAAAAUACAUUACUCAUUAAUC
Trichobilharzia szidati is the source of this 4079-nucleotide messenger RNA. The record is from the annotation of a GenBank genome assembly. Lineage: Eukaryota; Metazoa; Platyhelminthes; Trematoda; Strigeidida; Schistosomatidae.